This is a messenger RNA of Darwinula stevensoni, 762 nucleotides long. NCBI's taxonomy places the organism in Eukaryota, Metazoa, Arthropoda, Ostracoda, Podocopida, Darwinulidae. The record is from the annotation of a GenBank genome assembly.
UAAUGAGUUUGUGGUAAUGGCCAAGGUUUUGUGUAUUCAUCGGUUCUGAUCCUCGGGAAUUCUGCAAUACGCUUUCACGCCACAUUUCACUCAAUGUACGUCCUUCCGGGAAACGAAUCCUUCGAUGCGAUCAGGAUCCGACGGGGAAUCCCGCCCGCGUGUCAGUUCCACAGUUUCGCACGACGUCGUCCACCAUAGUCCAACCCUCAAGGGUCUUCGCAGGCAUUGCAGACGAAAACACAGCGAUAAAAAAAAAGGUCGGAAGGCGCCUCUGUUGUUUCCUCGUGUCUCCCUUGCUUCGAACCUUGUCGAAUGUCCUUGUGUCGGAUCUUGGCGACCCCCCUGCAACUGCCGCGUUGCGCUCGCUGUUGCUCCAGCCACCAACUACACGCCUGGGCCGGCACACGAGAGGUUAAAGAGAAGGAUGUCCCCUCAGAGGCCGACACGGUCAUCAUCGGCGGGGGAGUUUUGGGUACCUCAAUUGCGUAUCAUCUCGCCAAGGCGGGUCGCAAGGGCGUCGUGCUGCUGGAGAAGAGCGAAUUGACCGCCGGGUCGACAUGGCACGCGGCCGGCCUCACCGCGCUCUAUCAUCCGGGCAUCAACCUCAAAAAUGUCCAUUACCACAGCCAGUUGGAGGCGGAGACGGGCCAAGCGGUGGGAUUCCACCGACCCGGCAGCAUCCGCCUCGCCACCUCGCCCGUGCGGAUGGAGGAGAUGAAGCAAGUGGAUCGCUUAAUGUCUGGGUGGCGGUGGAUGACUUAA